AUGUGGGAAGGCUUAAACUGCAGAAUCACGGAUAAGUCUACACCACCAAGAAUCACUUAUUUAAACUUGUCUUCGAGUGGUCUAACUGGAACCAUUGCGGAUUACAUUCAGAAUCUCACACAACUAGAAACUCUGGACUUGUCUAAUAAUAAUUUGACUGGAGAAGUGCCAGAGUUUCUAGGCAACAUGAAAUCGUUGGUGUUCAUAAACUUAAGCAGGAACGAUCUUAGUGGUUUGAUUCCUCAGGCUCUUCUGAGGAAAGGACUUCCUCAAGGGAACCCAAGACUUUGUCUCUCUGAUUCAUGCAUACCUCCCAAAUCCAAGCCAUUUCCAGUGGCAAUUGUGGCAUCACUUGCGUCUGUGGCCAUUAUCCUUGUUGUUUUGGUACUUGCUUUUGUUUUAAAGAAGAAAACGCGGUCAAUUUUAGGAGCUCUACAACGGCCACCUUCUAUAUCGUCAGCUGUGAACGUCACAAAUGCUAAUCCACCAGUUUCACCAAUCCAAAUGAAUAAGAAAAGGUUUACUUAUUCAGAGGUCAUUAAUAUGACAAAUAACUUUCAAAGAGUUGUUGGGGAAGGAGGAUUCGGUAUUGUCUAUCACGGUACUCUAAAUGUGUAUGAACAAGUAGCUGUUAAACUGCUUUCCCAAUCAUCGACACAAGGCUAUAAGCAAUUCAAGGCAGAAGUUGAUCUUCUUAUGAGAGUUCACCAUACAAAUUUGGUAAACUUAGUAGGAUACUGUAAUGAAGGAGAUCACUUGGCUCUAAUACACGAGUAUGUGCCCAAUGGAGACUUAAGACACCAUCUGUCUGGGAAAGGAGGUAGAUCCAUUAUCAACUGGGGUAUUCGACUACGAAUAGCCUUGGAGGCUGCGUCAGGUUUGGAGUACUUACACAUUGGGUGCAUACCAGCAAUGGUUCAUAGAGAUGUAAAAACUACGAACAUAUUGUUGGAGGAGCAGUUCAAGGCUAGACUUGCUGAUUUUGGGCUAUCGAGAUCUUUCCCAGUUGGAGGUGAGUCUCAUGUUUCGACGAUGAUUGCUGGCACUCCUGGAUAUCUUGAUCCCGAAUAUUACCGUACAAGUCGGUUGACCGAGAAGAGCGAUGUGUACAGUUUCGGGAUUGUGUUAUUGGAGAUGAUCACAAACCAACCCGACUACAUGGAUCCAAACCUUCAAGGAGACUAUGACUCUCACUCUGCCUGGAGAGUUCUUGAUUUGGCAAUGUCAUGUGCAAAUCCUUCUUCCACAAAACGUCCAAGCAUGUCUCAGGUUGUUGUCGAACUAAAGGAGUGUCUUGCGUCUGAAAACUCGAGGAGAAAUAUGAAGAGAGGCAGGAUGGACUCUCAUGGUCAGGCUAAAGUGAGCAUGCUCAUUGACACUGGGAUAUUUCCUGAGGCGAGAUAG
Brassica napus (rape) is the source of this 1404-nucleotide messenger RNA. RefSeq names its product probable LRR receptor-like serine/threonine-protein kinase At5g59680. Lineage: Eukaryota; Viridiplantae; Streptophyta; Magnoliopsida; Brassicales; Brassicaceae. The transcript is spliced from 11 exons. The record is from RefSeq and is a predicted model, not a curated record. Gene Ontology annotation, molecular function: protein binding; ATP binding; protein kinase activity. Gene Ontology annotation, biological process: protein phosphorylation. Bases 1 to 1404 code for a protein of 467 amino acids.